This is a messenger RNA of Zea mays, 3194 nucleotides long. RefSeq lists its product as uncharacterized. The record is from RefSeq and is marked validated. NCBI's taxonomy places the organism in Eukaryota, Viridiplantae, Streptophyta, Magnoliopsida, Poales, Poaceae. Gene Ontology annotation, cellular component: membrane.
GCUAGAGCUGCAGGCUGCAGCCGUCAGCCGCACCCGAGGCCGAGAGCCCAGAGCCGAGAGGCGAGUUGGGCGGCUGUGCUGGCCGGCCAUGGCGAAGCCAGGCGGCAGCGAUGAGUCGUGGGAGUACAGUCUGCGCAAGUAUCUCCUGCUGCUGGCCACGCUGGUGGCCACGGUGACGUACGGUGCGGGGUUCAACCCCCCAGGCGGCGUCUGGCAGACUGCCGACCCCGCCGUCGACCGCAUCGCCGGCGACCCCAUCAUCCGCGACACGAACUACGCCCGCUACCUGUCCUUCUUCUACAGCAACGCCACCGCCUUCGCCUCGUCGCUCGUGGUCAUCGUCCUCGUCCUCAUCCUGUCCGUGCUGCACGACAACGGGGGAAUCACCAUGCUCGCGCCGCUGCUCGGCGUCCUCCGGGCCGUCAUGGUGCUGGACCUGCUCAGCCUCAUGGGCGCCUACGCGGCGGGGACGUUCCGGGACACGCUCACGGCGGUCUACUCCCUGGUGCUGUCGGCCGGCGUCGUCGCCUACCUCGUGGCCCACCUGGCCCUGGCCUCGAGGGCGCCGGCGGCCGAGGACAAGAGGGGGCAGAGCGCGCCGGAGCGGCUCCGCAAGGUGCUCAUGCUCCUCGCCACGUUCGCCGCGAGCGUCACGUACGUCGCCGGCCUCAGCGCGCCGGGCGGCUUCUGGGACCACUCCGAGGACGGCCACCGCCCGGGCGACGCGAUCCUCAAGGGAGGGCCCCACGACGCGCGCCUCAAGGCCUUCUUCGUCUGCAACACCACGGCGUUCGUCGCGUCCCUGCUCAUCCUCGUCAUGCUCCUGGAGAAGAAGCUCUGCUUCAGCCAGAAGGUGCGCUCCUACGAGAUCUACGGCUUCAUCGCCGUCACGCUCAUCAGCCUCCUGGGGGCGUAUGCUGCCGGCAGCAGCCGCCAGAUCGACACGACCAUCUAUGUGAGCGCUCUUGUUGGUGCUGUUGCCGUGUGCAUUCUCAUCCAAGUGGUUUUCGUUUUGCUCUUCCAAGCAAAUUCGACCGAGGGGCAACAAACACGAACUCAAGGUCCCCUAACAAAUAAUGGCAAUGGCAGUGAUGAGCGUCAGCAGACUCAAGGUCCGCAAACAAGCAUGGACAGUAAUGACAGGGAUGAGCAGCAGCAACAAACCCACGGUCUGCAAACUAGUGAUGACAAUGUCAGUGACCACCACCAGCAGCAGCAACAAACUCAGAGUCCUCAAACUAGCAAUGGCAAUGGCAAUGCCAGCGAUGAGCAUGAGAAGCAACAAAAUCCAGCGCUGGAGAAGGCUCGCUCUCUUGUCCUGCUGCUCGCUACUCUCGCAGCGGCAAUCACCUACCAAGCGGGCCUGAACCCGCCGGGUGGCCUCUGGCAGAGCAACGGCCGCCUCUACAAGAUCGGUGAUCCGAUCCUCUUGACCACGAACCCCAGACGGUACAAGGCAUUCUACUACUGCAACUCCGUCGCCUUCGUCGCCUCCUUGGUCGCCGUUAUGCUGGUUAGGAAGAAGACACUGCACCACCACAACGCGCUGGAGGCCGCCAUGGUACUGGACCUGUUCGGCCUCAUCGGCGCUUACGCCGCCGGGAGCUGCCGGGACGUCAGCACGUCCAUCUACGCCAUGGCCCUUGCAGGCGCCGUGCUGGUCUACGUGGUCAUCCAUGUCGUCUUCUUGACGCUGGACGAAAAGGACGGCAGCAGCGCGAGAAGGAAUGAUGACGCUUCCUUCGAGGAGAGAGAGAAAAAGGAGGCGGGCCUGGUGGAGAAGAGGCGCAAACGACUGCUCCUAUUCGCCAUCUUGGCCGCGACCAUCACCUACCAAGCCGGGCUGACACCGCCGGGCGGCUUUCUGGUCCAGGACGAUAACCGUACCGGCCGCCAUGCCGGCGACGCGGUCCUGCUCAACAACUACCCGCGCCGUUACACGGCUUUCUUCUACUGCAACUCGGUGAGCUUCAUGCUGUCCAUCGCCCUCAUCAUCCUCCUCGUGAACCCCAACCUGUACCGCCCUGCCAUUCGGAGCAAUGCGCUGUCUGUCUGCACGGCGGCCGGGUUGAUUGGAAUCAUGGGCGGCUACGCGGCCGGCUGCACGCAGCAUCUGAAGACAUCCAUCUAUAUCUUCGUGUUGGCGGCCGUGGUUCUGUCCACUGUGGUCUUUCUGGCUGCGGUGUUCCUUGUGAUCCAUCUGAGAAAAAAAGACGAUAAUGCUAACAGCACCAACAGAGCAGCAGCAAGAGAGGCACCUGGGGAAGAACAAGAAGCCAAUGCUGGUGCUGGGGUGCCAAAUGCCAUGGGGGGCGAGCAAAGAGGUCCCCAAGGAGCCAAAGCUCGCCGAAAAGAAAAGAGGGCACACGCCAAGCGCAAGUAUCUGAUGCUGCUUGGAAUCCUCGUGGCGAGCGUGACCUACCAGGCCGGGCUGGCGCCGCCGGGCGGGGCGUGGCAGUCCAACGACGGCACCCACACCGCGGGCGACCCUGUGAUGCACGACUACCGGAGGGCCCGGUACCUUGCCUUCUUCUACAGCAACUCCACCUCCUUCGUGGCGUCCGUGGUCGUCGUCGUGCUUCUGCUGCCGGAGUCGCUGCACAAGAAGUGGUGGUGGCUCGGGGUCAUGAACGCGACGAUCGUGCUGGACCUGCUGGGCCUCUUGAUCGCCUAUGCCGCCGGGUCCAGCAGGACGUGGAAGACUUCUGUGGUUGUUUCCGCUCUCGUUCUCGCUGUGCUCGCCUAUUUCGCCAUACAUGUGCUGCUGUCAAGCUGCGUCAGGAGAGGGAAGAAGACAGCCCCCGACUCUCCGUCUCCGCCCCAGGACCAGGAGAACAGAGAGGAAAACGAAGCGGCAACGAAAGAGGUCGAGCUCCAGGGUCCAGCUUGCUGAAACUGGAGUGUACAGUGCGGAGCUGAAUGUGUGUGCAGUCCAGUACUUGUAGAUUUUUUUUUCACGACCGUGUUGUCGCAUUUUUUUUUUUUGUCAAGAGGUGUAGUGUUUUUGUUGAUCCACGUAGCGGGCGGGAACGAUUGAUGUGCAAUCAAGUGUUAGAUGUAAGUGUACAAACAAGUCUGCGUGCAAGCGAGGCUUCUCUGUCUUUUUAGAUCAUGUAGUCUUCGCGUGGGUCAUAAAUGACUUCACGGGUUUGGAACAGUCUUACUGAAUAUCAGCGUACCUGAUGACUGGAUAU